AUGUUUUAUAUAUGUGUUCAUUGUAUAUUUAUUUUUCUUCUUUUGAAUAAUAUGCUUAUAACACAUAACAGGGAAUGUAGUAAGAGUGUUCAAGGGUUAGUUGUGGAUACGUUUAAUCAGAAAAUGAAUUGUUUAUUGAAAAAAGAAGAUUUCUAUAUUUAUCGUCAGAAUUUUAAUUUUUUUCCAAAAGAAUUACAAGUACAAUUAAGGAAGAAAAAGAAUAAAAUUAAAAAUGAAAAGGGAGUAAUAGAUGGCGUUAUUGAUAGGAUAACAUAUAAAUCUGCACAACAAAAUAAAGGGAACAAUAAUAAAAAUAUUGAUGAAAAGAAUAAAAAUGUAGAUAAAAAACAUAAUAUAAAUAAUCAAUAUAAUAAUAAUAAUAAUAGCAACACUAAGAAUGUUGGAAAUAAUAGAUGUAAUAAUGGAAAGAAAAAUUAUCACACAAUAAAUGAUAACAAAUUAGGGAUAAGAACUACUUAUGCUUUUAUAAAAAAUAGUAUUCCAUUUAACUUUUUUCAUAUGGUGAAUAAUAUAUAUGUAACAAAUAAAUUAAAAACAAAUCAUUGGUUUAGUUUGAAUAAUAAAAAAGAAUAUAGUACAAACGAAGAGAAACCCAAUUUUUUAACAAAUUAUAAGAUUAUAAAACAUCCUGAUAAAUUAGAAAGUGAAGAUUGUUGUUUGAAUGACCAAGGAUUUAUAGCAGUUGCUGAUGGUGUAGGUUCAUGGAUAAAAUAUGGAAUAAAUCCAAGAAAAUAUCCAGAGAAGUUUUUACAGUUAUUACAAAAAAAAAUAAAUGAAAAUGAAAAUGAUAAUAUACAAAUAGAAGAAUUAUUAAAUUAUGCUUAUUUAAAUAAUGAUAAAGAAGGAUCAACUACUAUAUGUCUUAUUAUAUUUAAUAAAAAUGAUAAUACAGUAUCAACUGCAAAUAUUGGAGAUUCACAAUUUCUUAUUAUCAGAAAUAAUCAAAUCAUAUAUAGAUCAAAACCACAACAAUAUGAAUUUAAUUUUCCUUAUCAGUUAGGAAGUAAUGCAGUAAGUAAACCAAAGGAUGCUGAUAUUGCUCAUAUUGAAGUCAAAAAAAAUGAUAUCAUAGUAGCAGGAACAGAUGGAUUGUGGGAUAAUCUUUAUGAUAGUCAAAUAUUAACAAUAGUUAAAGAAAAUAAUUUUGCUACAUUAUCUGAAAAAAUUGCAAACGAAGCAUUCAGUUAUUCUAAAAUGAAAAGAUGGAUGUCUCCAUUUAUUAAAAGUUAUAAUAAAGAGUUCAAGUGUCACAAAACGGGAGGAAAAAUGGAUGACAUAACGGUUUCAUGUGCUAUGGUAUGUUAA
This is a messenger RNA of Plasmodium gaboni, 1326 nucleotides long. Its product is annotated as putative protein phosphatase. Bases 1 to 1326 code for a protein of 441 amino acids. NCBI's taxonomy places the organism in Eukaryota, Apicomplexa, Aconoidasida, Haemosporida, Plasmodiidae. The record is from RefSeq and is a predicted model, not a curated record. The transcript has a single exon.